Molecule: messenger RNA, 2016 nt
Organism: Poecilia reticulata (guppy)
Lineage: Eukaryota; Metazoa; Chordata; Actinopteri; Cyprinodontiformes; Poeciliidae
Product: DELTA-sagatoxin-Srs1a-like
Biological process (GO): pore complex assembly; monoatomic cation transport; cytolysis in another organism
Cellular component (GO): pore complex
Molecular function (GO): channel activity
Source: RefSeq, a predicted model, not a curated record
UUAAGGUCCGGCCUUGAAUUCUGUCUCAGUGUCUCUUUAAGGCUCAGAUUUCCUGAGGAAACCGCGCCUCAUGCUCCCGUAUCCGAUCAGAAUCCGGGUCCAGCACUCAGACACGGAGGCCUGCAGACAGCUGUUGUUCAUCAGGAGCUCCAAACAAAAAUGUCCAUCCCGACUCACCGCCAGUGCAAAGUGGAGAUUCAGAACAAGACGUCCAGCUUGACGCUGUGCGAUCCGCUAGUUUAUCUCUUCAGUGGAAACUGUGACUGCCCUCUGCCUCCGACUCUCCGUCCGUCUGAAUCCGGCACGGCGCUCUUCAUCAAGAAGCCCCACGCUGCCUGCGGCUCGGUGGCCGUCUUCACAUACGACAUCCUGCAGGAGUCGACCAAGCAGAGCCGCGGCCAGCUGGCCGUCAUGUUCUCCGUCCCCUACGACUUCAACGUCUACUCCAACUGGUACGCUGUGGGGGCCUUCAGCAAGGACAAACUCUGCGACGAGGCGCUCUACAAGGAGAUGUACUACGCUUCGCAGCGCGGUUUUGUCCGAGGGAAAGCCAAAGGGCCCAGUCUGACCCACAGAGCCGGCCAUGUGACCGUCAGGGCCAGCAUGUCCGACAGCUACCAACCCGUCCUGAAGGUGGAGCUCUGCGACAACUGAGACCGGCUGCUUCCUUCUGUCCAGUUUAUCCAGUUUACCCUGGAUGAGCAACACUGGAAUCCAGUUAACCUGUUUCCAUUUAACCAGUGACGGCUUCUUCUUCUUCUUCUUCUUCUUCUUCUUUCUCAAUAAAUCAUUAUAAACUGCAUCUAUACCAGGCAUCCUGUGAUUCCCAGCUUAAACAAAGUAAACCAGUUACCCUACAAGAUAUCCGUCCACUCUUCCCAGUUCAACAGGUUAACAUUGUAUAAACUUAAUUGGAGUUUGACCCAGUAUCGCCACAUCAACCCUGAUAUUCUCUGUUCAGUGAUGAGUCGUCUACAAAAUCUGGAAAUUCAGCAUUUCUAAAUUGGGUAGAAAAACUCUGAAUGUUCCUCUGAAUCUUUAAAACAACAAAGAAUCUCCAACUGAUCCAGCAGCCAAGUGAAAACACUCCUAAAAACUCAAAACUGCUAUAAGAGAGACUUGGAAAAAGUUCCUGCUGAUUUGAACAUCAGCUAAAAUGUGGAUGGAGUUUAAUUAUCCAGUUAUCCAGUUUUAAAUGCUUCCAGUCGUCCCAGUUGAAAAGGUUAGCAUGGUAUAACCUUAAUCUGAGUUUAAUCCAGUGUCGCCACAUCAACCCUGAUAAAUUUGGCAAUUCAAGAUUUCUGAACUGGAGAAAAAGACUUUUAGUUCCUUUGAAUCUUUAAAACAACAAAGAAUCUCCAACUGAUCCAGCAGCCAAGUGAAAACAUUCCUAAAAACUCAAAACUGAUUACGCUCACUCUUUUAAAUAUUUUAACUUUGUUGAACUUGUGAAAAUACUCUUAUUACACCAGUCACAAUGUAUCACUCGUUUACUCUGUUUCUCUCCAUCACUGUUUUAGUCUUACUUCGUUUCAUUAGGAACAUUGUCACUUUGUUCUGUUUUUUUUUACACUCUAACACUCUUUAAUAUUCUCAUUUCUCACACCUGUUACACUUUAUCACUGUUUUCCAUUGUCUUGUUCACUCUCACAUUAUAUAACAUUCUCACUCUCAUGAAAGAAUGGGGGGGUGGAGGUGACAGUUUCAGGACGCAGCCAAUAUAUAAUUAAAAUCAUGAUUAAAAAUUUGAAUAAUCCCUUUAAAUUUCAGGUUUUGUUGAGGUCAUUUAAUUUUUGCCAUGCUUUUUUGUUCUCUGGAGGAAAAAACUUAAUUUGAGAACCUGGUAAGGAUACAAGAAGACAAAUUUGAGCAUGUGGUUGUUUCACUUCAGUCCCAUAUUUGACAUGAUUUCAGAUCAAUUAACUCAAUAUUUUACUACACCGACUUUCAUAUCUCUUCUGUUUAUCUCACAGCUUUUUGGUUAAAAAAAUAGGUAAAUAAAAAAUGCAAACCAUU